Messenger RNA from Capsicum annuum, 741 nucleotides. RefSeq lists its product as uncharacterized. The record is from RefSeq and is a predicted model, not a curated record. NCBI's taxonomy places the organism in Eukaryota, Viridiplantae, Streptophyta, Magnoliopsida, Solanales, Solanaceae. The coding region runs from base 1 to 741 and encodes 246 amino acids. The transcript has 4 exons.
AUGGUUGACAGGUCGGUGAAAAGACCGGUGGGAAUUUUGUAUGAUGUUCUGGUUAAAGUUUCUAGCUUUAUAUUUCCAGUGGAAUUUGUGAUUCUGGACUGUGAUAUGGAUUUCAAAGUUCCCAUAAUCUUAGGUAGACCGUUCUUAGUGACUAGGAGAGUGCUAAUCUAUUUGGAGUGCAAUGAGGUAAAAUUAAGGCUCAAUGACGAAGAGGUUAGCUUUGAUAUGUGCCAAUCUAUAAAGCAAUGGAAGGAGAUGAGUGUUGUUUCAGUUAUUGAUGUGUUUUAUGAAAGUGAUCAAGAGCAGCUACAUUUCAAAGGUGAUUCCUUCUACUUGUGUUUGGUAAAUUUGGGGAAGGCUUUGCAGCAAUGUGAGGAAUUCAAUCUUGUUCUAAAUUGGGAGAAGUUCCACUUCAUGGUGAAGGAGAGCAUAUUAUUGGAACACAAAAUCUCAGCAAAAGGAAUUAAGGUUGAUAGAUCUAAGAUUGAAGUUAUUGAAAAACUACCUCUUCCUAUCUCUGUUAAAGAAGUUUAUAGUUUUCUUGGCCAUGAUGAAAAGUUGGUUGUUGCAACUGUCAUUAUUGCUCUAGACUGGUCUAAGCCAUUUAGAGUGAUGUGUGAUGCAAGUGGGGUUGCUCUCGAAGGUGUUUUGGGGAAAAAGAAGGAGAAGUUCUUUUGCCCCAUUUAUUAUGCUAGUAAGGGUUUUAAUGGUGUAAAAAAGAAUUACACUGUGACAGAAUAA